UACUAGGUUUAUUGUUGACCAAGUAAGAAGGACUUGUACUUGCAGAAGUUGGCAGUUGAGAGGAAUUCCAUGUCCUCAUGUUGUAUGUGCCUUCUAUCACUUAGAUCAAGAACCUGAGAAUGAAAUUGAAAGUUGGUACAGACAUGAAGUAUUCCCGAAGGCUUACCAAUACUCCAUACAACCUAUUCCUAACAUGAAAAUGUGGCCUGAAUCCAACAAUCCUUCUAUUGAACCUCCUGAAGUAAAACCUAUGCCAGGAAGACCUGGAAGAUGCAGGAGAAAACAAAAGGAUGAGCCAAGAAAAAAAUAUGGCAAGUUGUCAAAGAAAGGGGUGAAGAUGACUUGUUCAAGAUGUCAUCAAUUGGGCCACAACAAAUCUGCAUGUAAAUCAGUGAUUGAAGCUACUUCUAGUCAAUCAAGUCGACCAGCUCAACCAAUGGCACCACCUCCAAAUAGAGAUUCUCAGAAUAUGAAUCCACCUUCAAUGUGUACUGACACAUCUGCUGUGAAAAGAAGUAGCCAAAGUCAAUCUACUGGAAGAGGAAGAGGAAGAGGAAGAGGAAGGGGAAGAGGAUAUUUUGCAACAAAUGCUACUGGAAGAGGAAGGGGAAGAGACAAUGAUCAACCAACAAAUAAUGGAAGCACUCAACCAACAACAAGAACUAAAAAGCCAAAGUACUCCACUGGUUUUGGAAUUUACACAGAUAUUCAAAGUGGAAGAACAGUCUUGAAUCCUGGUAUAACUACAUCUGAGAGAGUGAUAUCACCUGGAACUUUUAAAGAUGCAUCACCAACAAAUAUAGAACUUGGAUUUAAACCUUAUGGUCUCAAAUGGAAAGGCAAAAAUGCAUGGUCAACUUCUCAGCUUCAACAGUUGAGAACAAGAAGGAACUUGGAGUCUUCUACUCAACCAAGCACAUCUUCAAUAUUUCAGGGGAAUGGAAACAAUAUGUAGUGUAUAUUUUGCAAAUCUAAUGGCUGUCACUCUUGUUUUUGUGGAACUAUUUAGAGCUAACUUGAACUUCAAAUAGCUCACUCAUA
Solanum stenotomum is the source of this 1041-nucleotide messenger RNA. RefSeq lists its product as uncharacterized. The transcript is spliced from 3 exons. The coding region runs from base 194 to 955 and encodes 253 amino acids. The record is from RefSeq and is a predicted model, not a curated record. Lineage: Eukaryota; Viridiplantae; Streptophyta; Magnoliopsida; Solanales; Solanaceae.